AUGGAACAUUCUUUAUCUCAGCACGCUCCUCUGCAGUGGGGUUACUCGGGCAAUAACAGUGCUUCUUCGUCUUGGCAACCUGUCUCGAGAGGUUCCAAAAGAGAGUUGUCUGAAAGUGACUGUGAUGACGUUUAUUCCGAGGAGUCCUCCAAGGAACAGUGCACGAGUCCAGGAGAUCCUGACAGUUGUCAAAUGUUGUCCAGGAAAAAGAGACGUGGUGUUAUAGAAAAGAAAAGGAGAGACCGAAUCAACAUGUCGCUUAGCGAAUUGAAGCGUUUGGUGCCGAGCGCAUUCGAAAAGCAGGGAUCGGCAAAGCUCGAAAAAGCAGAAAUUUUGCAAAUGACCGUCGACCAUCUCAAAAUGUUACACGCCAAAGGUUUGGAUUCCUUCGCCUACGAUCCACACAAAUACGCCAUGGACUAUCACGGUAUGGGCUUCAGAGAAUGCGUAGCAGAAGUUGCUCGUUAUCUAGAACGGAUCGAAGGACUAGACGUACAAAAUCCUUUGAGAUUGAGACUCACAUCACACCUACAGUGCUGCGCAGCUCAAAGAGAGCUAGCCACAAAGCAAGCCUCAGCAGCACCUUGGGGUUAUUCCAGUUCCCAACCACCUUAUCCCCCGAUAAACGCCUUGCCCCCCUCACCCGCUUCCAAUCACGGACCACUUUCCAAUUUGAAUCAUCAUCAAGCCCCUGUUCCCCCGCAGAAUCUGCAUCAUGAUUUGAGUCAUUUCGAUGUGUCGACUUCUUGUGCUCAAACUACAGUGCCUGUUGUUACUUCUGAUACUAACAGAUUACCUCCCUCUACCUCCAUUUUAACACCUUUAACUACAACGACUCCUUCUGCGUUGGCGUACAGCUCCCACCAGUAUCCUGGGAACGCUUUUAGUAUUCCUACUACCAGUCAUCAUCAGAAUUAUAGUCAAAGCAUUCCUACGUCGCAAGGGAUGAAACCUUAUAGGCCAUGGGGAGCUGAAGUGGCCUACUGA
Molecule: messenger RNA, 987 nt
Organism: Psylliodes chrysocephalus
Lineage: Eukaryota; Metazoa; Arthropoda; Insecta; Coleoptera; Chrysomelidae
Source: the annotation of a GenBank genome assembly